AUGGCGGCCCCGGGCCCUCCGCAGCUCCCGUGGCUGCGGCUGGGCCCGCGGCUGCGGGCCGGGCUGGAGGUCGCGCUGCGGGUGCCCAGCCUGUUCCUCAUCGACGCCAUCUUCAACUCGUCCCCGCUGCCGGGGGGCUCCCUGUGCGCCGCGCUCCUGGGCGUGCUGCUGCGGCUGCUGGGUGUCUUUGUAUCCAGUGUUGUUCUGGUCUUACAACAGCGAGCACUUUUCAAGUUUUAUAUGAUUGCCUCGGCAUUUCUGCUGGCUGCGACUUCAGUGUUGGUGAAUUACUAUGCUUCUUUGCACAUAAACUUCUACAGUGCCUACUACACAGCUGCGUUCGGAAUUCAGAUCUUCCCUCAUAAAGGACCGUCGCUGUGGAUGGCACUGUCCAUCCUUCAGCUUACCUUUGGAAUUGGAUAUGUUACCUUGCUAAACGUGCAGUCCGUAUACUCUCAACUCAUCAUCCUGGAUAUACUGAUUCCUGUAAUUGGCUUGGUUGUUGAAUUACCUUUAAAUGUCCGGCAGAUACUAGUUUUUAUUUCAGGCCUAGUUCUGACACUAAAUACCACAGUCAUUUUAGUUACGAAAAUUAAAUGGUUCUAUUAUUCGGUGCGAUAUGUUUACCUGCUGGUGAGGCACAUGUAUCGCAUUUAUGGAUUACAGCUGUUGAUGGAAGAUACCUGGAAAAGGAUUCGGUUUCCAGCUGUACUGCGUGUCUUCUGGCUAACAAGACUUACAGCACAAGCUGUGGUAUUAACAUAUGUUGUAAAGAUGGCUGAAACUAACACAGAAGAAAAAGUCUUCUUGAUAUCAUGGGAUAACUGUUGGGAACUGAUUUGCAGCCUGAUCAUAAGUGGGUGCGACUCGACUCUAACUGUGUUAGGCAUGAGCGCUGUCAUUUCCUCAAUAGCGCAUUAUUUGGGACUUGGUAUCUUGGCCUUCAUCGGAUCAACUGAUGAGGAUGACAAAAGGCUUGGUUUUGUAGCACCCGUCUUGUUUUUCAUUUUGGCUCUGCAGACUGGUUUAAGUGGACUGAAACCAGAAGAACGAUUAGUUCGCCUGAGUCGAAACAUGUGCCUUUUGUUGACAGCAGUCCUGCAUUUUAUCCAUGGAAUGACAGACCCCGUGCUGAUGUCUCUCAGUGCCUCCCAUGUGUCAUCAUUUCGCAGACACUUCCCUGUACUGUUUGUUUCCGCUUGCCUUUUCAUCCUUCCGGUUCUGCUCAGUUACAUCCUCUGGCACCACUAUGCACUAAAUACGUGGCUUUUUGCAGUGACGGCGUUCUGUGUAGAGCUUUGCCUAAAAGUAAUAGUUUCUAUCACUGUUUAUAUAUUGUUUAUGAUUGAUGGCUAUUAUAAUGUGCUAUGGGAAAAACUUGAUGACUAUGUCUAUUAUGUUCGUUCAACUGGCAAUAUUAUUGAGUUUAUAUUUGGAGUGAUCAUGUUUGGAAAUGGAGCUUACACAAUGGUUUUUGAAUCGGGGAGCAAGAUUCGUGCUUGCAUGAUGUGUCUACAUGCAUACUUCAACAUCUACUUGCAAGCGAAGAAUGGCUGGAAGACUUUUAUAAAUCGACGGACUGCUGUUAAGAAAAUAAACUCCCUUCCAGAGGUAAAAGGAAGUCGGUUACAUGAAAUAGAUGAUGUCUGUGCAAUCUGCUAUCAUGAGUUCACCACCUCUGCUCGCAUUACUCCAUGCAACCAUUACUUUCAUGCACUUUGUCUUCGGAAGUGGCUAUACAUUCAGGACACUUGCCCGAUGUGCCAUCAGAAAGUGUAUAUUGAGGACAAGGAAAAUGCCAGUAUCUCUAACAACAAUGGGUUUGUGGCACCAAAUGAAAAUCCUGUACAAGUUGCAGAAGCAGCUGCUGAUGCUGAAAAUGAAUUAAAUGAAGAUAAUGACAGUUCUGAUAGUGAUGAGGAAGAGGAUGAGUGUGUGGCACAGCACUUGAAUGAGACUCUUAAUGUUGACUCUAACUCCCUUGGUGAUUAAGAUGUCCUUUACUAAGCCAUGAGGUAUUUGUUUAAGAUCAACUUCAACAGAAUAAAAGUAUCACUUUGUAGUUAUUGUACUUAAGCACAA
Gavia stellata (red-throated loon) is the source of this 2082-nucleotide messenger RNA. It is a transcript of the gene RNF139, whose product is annotated as ring finger protein 139. The transcript is spliced from 2 exons. The record is from RefSeq and is a predicted model, not a curated record. Gene Ontology annotation, molecular function: zinc ion binding; ubiquitin protein ligase activity. Lineage: Eukaryota; Metazoa; Chordata; Aves; Gaviiformes; Gaviidae. The coding region runs from base 1 to 1992 and encodes 663 amino acids. Gene Ontology annotation, biological process: ERAD pathway. Gene Ontology annotation, cellular component: endomembrane system; endoplasmic reticulum.